Molecule: messenger RNA, 831 nt
Organism: Hemibagrus wyckioides
Lineage: Eukaryota; Metazoa; Chordata; Actinopteri; Siluriformes; Bagridae
Product: V-set domain-containing T-cell activation inhibitor 1-like
Exons: 3
Coding region: 245-685 (146 amino acids)
Biological process (GO): T cell costimulation; cell surface receptor signaling pathway; cellular response to lipopolysaccharide
Cellular component (GO): external side of plasma membrane
Source: RefSeq, a predicted model, not a curated record
CUUUUUUUUUAACAUAAAUUUCUUGAUUCUGUGUGUGCUAUAAUGUUACUCAUUAACCUAUAUUAUACAUAGCAUCAAUGGAAGACCACCAUCUACCGAAGGAGGUUUUAGCAACUGCCCCCUUUGAAUCUUGUUAUACUAGUUUAUACAAGUUCCUUAUAGCAUAAAACCCACGUAAAAAAAUCCAGGUAUGUGCAAACCUCUGUCAUUUGGAGUGAAACUGUUGUGAAAACCUGUGCGGUAGAUGCAUUUGUCAGUUUUUAUGGUGUUCUUUUUUGUUGUUGGACAUGAAGGUCUCCAUGUCCACGGCCCCUCGGGUCCAGUUGUGGCCCAGCUGGGAGGUUCAGUCCUCCUGCCAUGCUUUAUAGAAAGCCCACUGCCUCUGGAAGGUCUGCAGGUGGAAUGGAGAAAGAAGGAUUCAGAUGCUCUAGUCAGCCUCUUCCAACAAGGAAAAAGUCGACCAGAUCUCCAGAGUCAGGUGUUUAAAGGCAGAGUCGCCUUUUUUCAAGAUGAGCUCUUGAAAGGGAACUUCUCUAUCUUACUCAAAAAUGUGCUUGAAGAAGAUGCUGGAGGUUACAGAUGUAAAGUAAAUACAAGCCAUGACGUCAUGAUGGAAGUUAGAAAUAUCAGUAAAGCAUUUAGUGGUGACAGGGGCAGAGCGAGCCAUCUUUGCCACUGCUGGUAAGGAUGUCAUACUAAACUGCUCUGUAGAUCCACGUGUACCAGCCAGCGAGAUCGAAGAAGUGACCUGGAAGAAGAUGGACAGAGAGAAAGAAAGUGACAUAUCUGUUCUGCUUUAUCAAGACAAGAGGAUCUACUCAGACUUCUCAC